GCGUGUCCCUCGCGGCGCCCCGUCCGGCGCUCGGGGCGGCAAGAUGGCGGCGGUCUCAAUGUCAGAGGCGCUGCGGCGCGCGCUGUGGGGCCGCAGGGCCGCGGCGGCGGCGGCCUCCGCCCUCCGGGUUCCAUGCAGGUCAUUGAGCGCUUCCACAUGGAGGUUGGCACAGGACCAGACUCGAGACGCACAGCUCAUAACAGUUGAUGAAAAAUUGGACAUCACCACCUUAACCGGCGUCCCUGAGGAGCACAUCAAGACCCGGAAAGUCCGGAUCUUCGUCGCCGCGCGCAACAACAUGCAGUCCGGGGUGAACAACACCAAGAAGUGGAGGCUGGAGUUCGACACCAGGGAGCGCUGGGAGAACCCUUUGAUGGGCUGGGCAUCCACGGCUGAUCCUUUGUCCAACAUGGUUCUGACCUUCAGUACCAAAGAAGAUGCAAUGGCCUUCGCAGAGAAAAAUGGAUGGAGCUAUGACGUUGAAGAGAGGAAGGUUCCGAAACCCAAGUCCAAGUCUUACGGCGCAAACUUUUCCUGGAACAAAAGAACAAGAGUGUCCACAAAGUAGAUGGGCCUGGCUGUCCUGCGUGGCCAAGAAUGAAGGCAGCUGUGCAGUGUUCAUAGUCCAUGCACGGCGCACCUCUUGCUCUGCUAAUAAAGUUUCCCUGUAAGCU
This is a messenger RNA of Pipistrellus kuhlii (Kuhl's pipistrelle), 674 nucleotides long. RefSeq names its product NADH:ubiquinone oxidoreductase subunit S4 (gene NDUFS4). Gene Ontology annotation, biological process: electron transport chain. Lineage: Eukaryota; Metazoa; Chordata; Mammalia; Chiroptera; Vespertilionidae. The transcript is spliced from 5 exons. The record is from RefSeq and is a predicted model, not a curated record. The coding region runs from base 44 to 568 and encodes 174 amino acids.